CGCUCCAUGUGGUGGCACCCUAAGCAUCUGGUCAGGUGUUACACACGGUUAUGUUUCACGUCUUCUACGUGAUUAUCAAUAUAAAAUACAUUUAUGUGAACCAUCAAAGUAAUAUUUAAGCGUGCUAACUGUAAGUUUACGAUUGAUACUAAUUUAGCAUUACGUGAGGCAUAAAAAUGGGCGUGCCAAAAUUCUUCAGGUAUAUGAGCGAAAGAUAUCCAUGCCUCAGCGAGGUUGUCAGGGAAUAUCAGAUACCUGAAUAUGACAACUUAUACUUGGAUAUGAAUGGCAUUAUUCACAUAUGUUCUCAUCCGAAUGACUUGGAUCCCCACUUCCGUAUAUCGGAAGAAAAAAUAUUUCGGGACAUAUUUCAUUAUAUUGAAAUAUUGUUUCACAUGAUUCAACCACAAAAGCUAUUUUUUAUGGCGGUCGACGGUGUAGCACCACGUGCUAAGAUGAAUCAACAAAGGGGCCGCAGAUUUCGCUCGGCUAAAGAAGCUGAGGUUUUAGAAGCCAAAGCGAAGGAAAGGGGCGAAGUACUUCCGAAGGAGGCACGAUUUGACUCCAACUGUAUAACACCAGGAACUGUAUUCAUGACACGUCUUAAUGAGCAACUCAAAUAUUUUGUCACCUACAAAAUAACAACGGACAAACUUUGGCAGAAGUGCAAAGUGAUACUGAGCGGACAUGAGACACCAGGUGAAGGAGAGCACAAAAUCAUGGAUUACAUUAGAUAUAUUAAAUCUCAAUCGAAUUACGACAGUAACACAAGGCACUGCUUGUACGGUUUGGAUGCUGAUCUCAUAAUGCUGGGUCUGUGCACGCACGAACCUCAUUUCUCCUUGCUGAGGGAAGAAAUAAAGUUUGGAAAUAAACAGAAGCGAGUGUCCACGCCUGAGGAAACCACAUUUUUUCUUCUUCAUUUGUCAGUAAUGCGAGAAUAUAUCGAACACGAGUUCUCUUCACUUAAGGAUAAACUUUCAUUUGACUAUGACAUUGAGAAAAUUAUCGAUGACUGGGUACUAAUGGGUUUCCUGGUUGGAAACGAUUUUAUUCCAAAUUUGCCAAAUUUACAUAUCGCUAACGGUGCCCUGCCAAUUUUAUACUUGGCUUACAUGGAAGUGCUGCCUACCCUGGACGGGUACAUAAACGAGGGCGGUACUUUGAAGUUGGAUCGCUUUGAAAAAUUAAUGGAACGUCUAAGUCGGGUGGAUAUUGAACAAUUUGCAGAGCAUUAUGCUGAUUUAAAAUAUUUCGAAUCCAAGACCGGUCGAAGGCCAAAUGAAACGGAAAGGCACACUUAUCACAAUUCUGAAGAUGCGUCAGAAGCCUCAGCAAAAAAUCCGGGAAAUAAAGAUUUGGAAGAUUUAAUUAAAUCUACCUACAAUAUGUUUUCGGGCCAUUCUGAUGAAGAAGAACCAUUAGACAUGGAUGACGAUUCGGAUAACGACGUUUAUAACAUGGAAUUUAUCCAACACAAGCGUGACUAUUAUAUGAACAAGUUGGAAUAUGAAAAUGUCGAUGCAGAUGUAUUGAAAUCGCAAGCGGAAUGUUACGUCAGAGCGAUUCAGUGGAAUCUGAAUUAUUAUUACAACGGGUGUUGCAGUUGGUCGUGGUAUUAUCCGCAUCACUACGCGCCAUAUAUUUCCGAUAUAAAGGGUUUCAAAGACUUGAAAUUGGAAUUUGACAUGGGCCGACCAUUUUUACCUUUUCAACAGCUAUUGGCAGUAUUGCCAGCGGCCAGUAGAUCAUUACUGCCAAAACCCUUUGAAUCGUUAAUGAUUGGCGAACAGUCACCGAUCAUAGAUUACUAUCCAGCUGAAUUCAAAACUGACUUGAAUGGGAAACGGCAAGAGUGGGAGGCUGUCGUCCUUAUUCCAUUCAUCGAAGAAACAAGUUUAUUGGAAGCAAUGGAGCCGUGUUACGCUAAGCUAACACCUGAUGAGAAACAACGAAAUUCCCAUGGGCCGAUGUACGUUUAUUACCAUACCACAGAAGAUUUGGGUUUAUACGAAGCUCCUCAGUAUUUUCCUAAAUUAUCUACAAAUCACGCAAAGCUUAAACUAAUCAAGUGGGAAGAUAUUAUUGUACCAAGAGAAAAACUAGUAAAGGGAUUAUGUCCAGGCAUAAGACUGGAUGUUUACUUCCCAGGAUUUCCAACGUUGAAGCACAUUAAUCACACAGCUGAAUUACGCAAAGCCAAGGUGAAAGUUUUCGAACAAGUGUCACGAGGUGAAAAUAUGAUACUACAAAUCGUGCCAUCCGAUGCACGAAACUUGGCUGACCUGGCCGGCCAAAUACUAGGGACGAGUAUUUUUGUUUCUUGGCCGCAUUUGGUCGAGGCACGUGUUGUGGCUGUAUCCAAUCGUGAGGUGAAAUACACUUUGUCAGCUGAUCGAAAUGAAACUAUAGUAAAAGAAGAGAUGAGAGGGCCUCUAUCCGUCCAAUGGAACCAGUCAAAGAGGGCGAUUAGCGAAAAUUACAUGAACCGGUUGGGAAUUGAUGUAGGAGAGACGGAUGUUUUAGUGCAUGCGUGCUUGAUGACGGGUAGACGUUAUAUUUUUGGCACUCAAGGAAAAUUGUCCUUGGAAAAACAAUGGAGCGACGUACCGUCAGCUUUCGCACUUCAGGCAACCGUCGGUGAUAUAGCCGUACACGAUUCUAGCUUUGUACAGUACAAAAACAUUGGGGAAGUAUUUACACCAAAGAGCAUAUGUUUUAUGCUGGGACACCCGCAUUACGGAGCUAUGGGCGAGGUCUCGGAAGGUGGUACUAGUACGAAAACUGGCAGAGUCAAGUUAGCCAUGUGGAUCACCGAGGAGCCAAACUUGGAUUUGUUAAAACAAUCACAAUCAGACGCAAAAUCGCGCUACAUGCACGGCAGUAUAGCGGCUCAAAGACUGGGAAUUAAUAGCCACUUGCUGAGCCGCAUCACCGGUUCUAUCUACGUCAUGCAAGGGCCAAGAGAGCAAUUAGAAAAUCCGAAGCGUAACUUGGGACUCAACUUGAAAUUUAACAAAAAAAACCAAGAGGUGCCAGGUUAUACGAAAAAAGUUAACGGCCAGUGGUUAUAUAGUACAAAGGCUAUCGACUUGAUACGUGCUUACAUGCGAAAAUUUCCUUUGUUAUUUGAAAAACUGGCAAGUAACGUGACAAAUGACAUCUACUACGAGGAUGAGUUGUUUACAGAACCGGAGUGUAUGACGGUGAGUGCUGUAUCAUCUUGGUUGAAGGAACAACCGUUUUACAACAUCGAAAGCUGCAACUGCGGGACUGAGAGUCUGGAUUUUGAAGAUAUUGAGGAAAUAGAAAGAGUGGUGGAUGCAUUUAUUGAAUCCCAAAAAAAUUCCCCAACCGGGAAGACCGUAAUGAUGCAAGUCAAGCCACAUUUAUUGUUCAAGCCUAGUCUUCACAUGGGUAACUUCCCUCCCGAUGCAACUGCGCAACACAAAAUUUAUGACAGGAUUGUCAGUGUCAGAGAAAGUUUCACCGUGCCUCUUGGAUAUAGAGGUACAAUUUUUGCAAUACAGAGAACAGAAAAGAUUUCUGAUUUAAUGUACGACAUUGUAUUCGACAAGGAAUUCGUAGGAGGUUUAUCAUUGAAUAUGUGCUCAGCCAAUCGCGGUUAUAGGCUAGCUCCUUCAGAUUUCAUAAACUUGUCCCAUGGUUUUCGAGCUGAGAAUGUCAAGUCAGGCAAAUCGAAUGUGGACACAUCCGAACCGUCAUCGUGGAGGUCGCCUUCGAAUUCCCGAAAUCAUACCUCUCGUUCGAAUACGAGUGCCUUUGCCUUGUUCAACAGCCAGGGUGGCCUUGCCCCAGCCUUUGUCAAGGGUGAAAUGCAGUUUCCUGUAUCACCGAUGAAAAUAAUGAAAAAAAACAGUGAUCAAACACAACUCAACCACAAAAUUACCGCCGAGACAAAUGUCCAGGACAAUGUCAACGCACAGAGCAAAGCACGGGGAGCGGUAUCGCAGGAGCAAUCAAAUUCUAAGGUUGAAAAUGAAACAGCACAGAUUGUACAGGAUGGUAAGGGUCAAUCUUUACAAAGAUCAUCAGAGUUUCAAGCUCUGUGGAACGAGUUACAUCGGUUACAGAAGUCCAGUGGUUCAAACAGUCAGCAGAAAUUACCAAUGACACCAAAUACCGAAUCGAAGGAAACGCCGAGUACUGUGACCAAUUCGCCAAGGGAAGCUCACCUUUGGCCUCAAGAUCCCAGUGCUUUUUUGAAAGCGAUGUUAAAAAUCUCAGAUGAUAAUUCGAAAAACAAUACUGCAUCAUCCAACAAACCUCCUGCAUUCCCACAAUUAUCUAAAUCUUCAGAUGCACCACCUCUGGUACAACAGUUAUUCGAUCAUGCCAGACAAGUGGAAAAUACUAAAAAAUCGAAUACAGUAUCCUAUUGUUCGCAACUGUUGACAUACUUUCAACUAAAAGGUAUGGGCAUGCCUCGCUACAGUUAUUCACCGAACAAAGAGACUAACUUCGUAUGCGCACGUAUCUUCUUACCCAAUGGAAGAACGUUCGCUGGUGAGUUCUGUCAGAGCAGGGAACUCGCCGCUGAAAGUGCCGCUAAGAGAGCGUAUACGGAAUUGGAUUUGAACAAUAUACCAGACCCAGGUGUCAAUAUAUUACCUACGCCUCCUCAGCAGUGGUACAACACUCGUCACAGGGCAAUACAUCCACAAAAUAUUCGACCAAUCAUAAACGGUCCACCUCCAAUGCCACCAAUGAUGGUGCCGAAUCCGUUUAUGAGCGUAUUCAAUGGUAGUUCAAAUGUACCGCAAAGUCCAAAUAAUUCGAGUUUGUUGCCAACAUUUUCUCAGACCAGACCUCAGCAAAGACCUCAUCCUGGUACUGGAAAUAGUUCCAAGAAUUGGAGAACCGAAAAUAACAAGUCUGAGCAGAGAAAAACUGCCGCUUUUGUACCGCUACAAGCACAGAAACAGCAUCGCAGUGCAAACCCAAGAAAUAUAACCGGUACUGCAAACUUGAUUGACAACUUGCACCGCAAGCAACAAGAGAGGAAAGAAACUGAAACUAAUGAAGAAACCACAUCAAAGGUAACCGGGUCAAAAACAACAGACACUCCAAGGCCACAAAAUAUACAAAAUGGGCUCCAGAAUUCACUGAAACAUCAACAAAAAUCGGCAAAGCAGAGGAGAUCGCGAAUUGCUGCCAAUUUUGGCUCUGUUUCAGUUGCUAAUGGAGCCGGAUCAAAAUAACGGAAAUAAUAUACGAGUGACAGACAUUGAGAAGCAGUUCAAUUCUUUGGGUCUCAUUCAUCGUGUGUAUAGUUGUAAGACAAAAUAUAUUGAAUUAUUUACAUGGCUGGUAUGUCAGAUUUCUUCUGUCAAACGAUUAAUAAUACUUUACAAUA
This is a messenger RNA of Neodiprion fabricii, 5377 nucleotides long. RefSeq names its product 5'-3' exoribonuclease 1 (gene pcm). The coding region runs from base 177 to 5222 and encodes 1681 amino acids. Gene Ontology annotation, biological process: nuclear-transcribed mRNA catabolic process; rRNA catabolic process. NCBI's taxonomy places the organism in Eukaryota, Metazoa, Arthropoda, Insecta, Hymenoptera, Diprionidae. Gene Ontology annotation, cellular component: nucleus. The transcript has 20 exons. The record is from RefSeq and is a predicted model, not a curated record. Gene Ontology annotation, molecular function: RNA binding; 5'-3' RNA exonuclease activity.